This is a messenger RNA of Malurus melanocephalus (red-backed fairy wren), 4668 nucleotides long. RefSeq names its product fizzy and cell division cycle 20 related 1 (gene FZR1). The transcript is spliced from 14 exons. The record is from RefSeq and is a predicted model, not a curated record. Gene Ontology annotation, molecular function: ubiquitin ligase activator activity; anaphase-promoting complex binding; protein binding. Gene Ontology annotation, cellular component: anaphase-promoting complex. NCBI's taxonomy places the organism in Eukaryota, Metazoa, Chordata, Aves, Passeriformes, Maluridae. Gene Ontology annotation, biological process: positive regulation of ubiquitin protein ligase activity; positive regulation of anaphase-promoting complex-dependent catabolic process; anaphase-promoting complex-dependent catabolic process. Bases 182 to 1663 code for a protein of 493 amino acids.
CGCGGAGGCGGGGGCGGCCGCCAUGUUGUUGAGCGGCGGGGCCGGCGGGCGCUGACGGAGGAGGCGGAGCUGGGCCGGGCCGGGCUGGUGGUACCGGGAACGGAGCAGCACACUAGUUACUGCUUGGACUUCACAAACAUAAAUUCCUGAGCCUGCUGAUCUCUCCAGACAGCUUCCCACCAUGGAUCAGGACUACGAGAGACGUCUCCUACGCCAAAUCAACAUACAGAAUGAGAACACAAUGCCUUGUGUAGCAGAGAUGAGAAGAACCUUGACGCCUUCCAAUUCUCCAAUGUCUUCUCCUAGUAAGCAUGGUGACAGAUUCAUUCCCUCAAGAGCUGGGGCCAACUGGAGCAUCAACUUCCACAGAAUAAAUGAAAAUGAAAAAUCACCAAGCCAAAACAGAAAAGCAAAGGAUGCUACAUCAGACAGUGGCAAAGAUGGCCUUGCCUACUCUGCCUUGCUGAAGAACGAACUCYUGGGAGCAGGGAUCGAGAAGGUGCAGGACCCCCAGACAGAGGACAGGAGGCUGCAGCCAUCCACCCCAGAGAAGAAAUCUCUCUUCACUUACUCACUCAGCACAAAACGCUCCAGCCCAGAUGAUGGCAACGAGGUCUCACCCUAUUCCCUGUCUCCUGUCAGCAACAAAAGUCAGAAGCUGCUAAGAUCACCUCGAAAACCAACUCGGAAAAUCUCCAAGAUCCCUUUCAAAGUKCUGGAUGCCCCAGAGCUGCAGGACGACUUCUACCUGAACCUGGUGGACUGGUCCUCUCUUAAUGUCCUCAGUGUUGGCCUUGGGACUUGUGUUUACCUGUGGAGUGCUUGUACAAGUCAGGUAACCCGGCUGUGUGACCUCUCUGUGGAAGGCGAUUCUGUGACAUCCGUGGGCUGGUCAGAGCGGGGGAACUUGGUGGCCGUUGGUACUCACAAGGGCUUUGUACAGAUCUGGGAUGCAGCUGCAGGAAAGAAGCUCUCCAUGCUGGAGGGACACACGGCCAGAGUUGGUGCCUUGGCAUGGAAUGCAGACCAGCUCUCGUCUGGGAGCCGGGACAGGAUGAUCCUGCAGCGGGACAUCCGCACCCCACCCCUGCAGUCRGAGCGGCGGCUCCAGGGACACAGGCAGGAGGUCUGUGGGCUCAAAUGGUCCACAGACCACCAGCUCUUGGCCUCUGGAGGGAACGAUAAUAAGCUCCUUGUCUGGAAUCACUCCAGCCUGAGUCCUGUCCAACAAUACACAGAGCACCUGGCAGCAGUCAAAGCCAUUGCCUGGUCCCCACACCAGCACGGGCUUCUGGCCUCGGGUGGGGGCACAGCCGACCGCUGCAUCCGCUUCUGGAACACGCUCACGGGGCAGCCCCUGCAGUGCAUCGACACCGGCUCCCAGGUGUGCAACCUGGCCUGGUCCAAACACGCCAACGAGCUGGUGAGCACCCAUGGAUACUCCCAGAACCAGAUCCUCGUCUGGAAAUACCCCUCUUUAACUCAAGUAGCAAAGCUCACGGGGCACUCCUACCGAGUCCUGUAUCUGGCGAUGUCCCCUGACGGGGAGGCCAUUGUCACAGGAGCUGGAGAUGAAACCUUGCGCUUCUGGAAUGUCUUCAGUAAAACUCGGUCSACGAAGGAGUCUGUAUCUGUACUCAACCUCUUCACCAGGAUACGAUAAACCCCCUCCCUAUGCCCUGGGAACCUACAGCCUGACAUUCCAGGAUCAGACCACUCCCUCGGCGUGCAUGGACCCCCAGAGCCCAGCCAAGGGGAGGGAGAGCCGUGGGACUGGAGAAGACCCAGCUCAUUAAAUAUGUGCUUGUGACCCAUGCUGGGCAGUAUUUGGGAUGGGGUGGGGAGGGGAGGGAACUGCCAAAGGUUAUUGGAUUCAUUCUUCAUAAAAGGAAACGGGUACAAGAGAAAUGUUAACCCAGCAUCCUCCAGCCAUCCRGAAGGUACUGGGGAGGACUCGUGUGACAUGGACCAUUGAGACUGGACCGAGGCUAUCCCCACUGCCAUGGUGUCCCUCCUGCAAGAGAAGAGCAUGUCCUUGCUGCUGUGGGAAGGGGUUUGAUGUGCUGCUCUGUGUCCUUGAGUGAUAUCUCUGGAGGCAGGAGCCAGCCAGACUGGUCCGGUACAGCUGGUGCGAGGGGCACAACUCCAGGCUGGGCAUCUAAGGGCUUUGUUCAUAGCCUGGCAUCCCCAUUCCAGGAAGAAACUGGAGAACUGCCUAUUUUCCUUUUUUCUUUUCCUUUAUUUUUUCUCCCCAGACAGGUACUGUAGUACUUGUCAUGAUCAUUCCCAUAAACAGCUUGAUUUUUUUGGGCAUGCUUGACAGCUGCCUCCAAACAAGUACACUUUGGGGCUUUAGACUUUGGAGGAGACUUGAAAAAGCUUCACCUCAAAGAGGGCAGAUUCAGGAAGUUCUGCAGUUGCUGUUUCAUGUUCUGGGCUGAUCCUGGGAGUUACCACAGAAGAGAAGCAAGGACUUUAUAAAAAAAGAAACCCACCCAAUCACCAGUUCAUGUGGAGCUUCCUCCAGUGCCACCAGGUGGAUGCCUUGCUCUGGAGUCUCCCUGAGGCCAAAAGCCAUUGGGAUGUGUUUAAGAACAAAAACAAAUCCUGAAGAUCUGAUCUUUGGGGUGAGCAGGGCCUCUUCUGGCUGGAAGAGGGGUUCUCCUGAAGCAAGGCUGCGGUGUUGCUUUUUCGUUAUCUCCAAGUCCCAGCCAGGGCCCUGCUGUUGGGUUUUGGUGUGUGGUUUGGGGUUUUUAGGUUGUGUGGGACAAGAGUUCCGGCUGGUGUUGGAGCUUGUGGGGUGUAACACAAAUGCUCUGUGUGUGUGGUGCUUUUAAUUUAAGAGAAGCUGUGAGGCUGCACAGCCUGUUCCAUCUCACCUGUGCCUGUGCCUGCCCUUCCCGGGCCCUGCCUGCCUYCUGCCCUCUCCCAGCGUGUCUUCUUGUUUCCAUGUGAAGUUCCCUGGCUGUGUAUAGAGACCCUGUCCUCUCUGUAGAUUGCAUAGGUAAUGCUUUCUUUUUUUCUUUCUUGUUUUGUUUCCUCUUCUUUCUUUCCUUAAAAAACCACGUGGUAGGAAUAUGAUUGCCUGUCCCCAGUACCACCAGUAUCCUUAGGGUGAGCUGAGGUGUAGAAAGGCCAGUACAGCCUGGUCAGCACAGCCUUGACCACACGUGCCAUUAGACCAGUGCCUGCCUCAGGUUGUUGGUGCUGUACCUUGUCACACGUCCUGGGAGUCACUGSUGAGGAGCCGGUGUGCUGGGACCCCCUGGCAGCUCUGAGUCUCCCAGGCCCGCAAGCCACUUUCGUCAUCUCACAAUCUCACUUGCCACCAGAAUGACAUUUCCGUGGAAUUUCUGAAACAAAGCUUGAACACAACUGCUUUAGUGUAGCUCUGGCCAUGGGACGUGAGGCAUGGUUUGAAGUCACCCCCCAGCCUGUUUGUGUUUGUUGCACUUGUGGGCACCGUUCCACAUCACCAUGGGUUGGGAGCACCCCAAAGCACCCAGGAGGUGUUGAAUUGACUCGGAUCAUUAAGUUAGGGAAUGGGUUUGAAGCAGAAGGCCACCUGCAGCCAGAGGUGGUCUGUUGUGUGUGUCAUCACCUGGGGAAAGGGCUAUUCAGAGAGGCUGGGGUGCCUGGUGGCUGUGUUGCGGAUUUUCUUGUGGAUUGCCUUCUGUUAAAUAGCACUGUGCAGACCGCCUGGACACGCUGCUUUCUCCUGGGGGGAGGUGUAGGUGCUUGGGUUGGGGGCACAUGGGGGGUCUCAGCCCAUUCUGGAGCAGGAGGGAGCAGGUACCCAGCUGUAGUGCAGGGUGAGUGGUGAUGAUUGGACUCCCCAGUGCCCUGGGGUUCUGCAGAGGUGGUUUUGCCCCUCACCCUGGGAUGUGGGAGCUUCCUCAAGGAGUCUCAGGAGCUGCUGGGCUGGGAAGCAGUGCUAUGGGGUGGGCAGUGCCAGGUGGGCACUGCAGCUGCUGCCCAGUGCUCCCAGCUUCAGAGCAGGGACAGCUCCUCAUUGCUCUGUCCCCCACCAUUGUCCCCUCUUGCCAAGGACUUUCUGAAACUACAUCUGGUGUCUACAUCUUGCUUUUCUCUGCCUUGGGAGCAGGUUGACUCGUGUUGGCUUCUCUCACUGCACUUGGCAAGGGAGGCUGGUGAUUCUCAGGCCARGGUCAGUGAUUUGCAGGCCAGGGCUGUUCUGUGGCCAUGAUGUUGGACAGAGCAUGGCAAGAACAGGCUGCUCACCCUGCCCUGGCUCUCRGAGCCUGGCACAGCCACCUUCUUUGCCCCACUCCCAGGUGCCAGGCAGGAGAUCCGUGUGGAGGUGGGUGUGUCUMAGUGUCUCAGGGUGACACUGCCACUGUCACCAGCUGUGGGUUCAAUAGGGAAAAGGGCAGAACUGAGGUGAUGUGUCAGUCUAUGACCUGUGAGCACUUGAUUCGGGCACAGGGUCCUGCCAGAGCUGGGUGACAGAGUCUGUGGCCUCGUGGCAUCAUUGUAUUCCAGGUGUCAUGUGGUGGAACACAAACAUGGAGCGCGCUGUGACUUUUCCGUGUAAAGCAAUUGAACUGGCAUUAAACAGGUUGUGAAUUUACUGGGAUUGGGUUCUGUGGCUCCAUUCACUUCUCUGCAGCGAAGGGUGGGUGCAGCAGGUCCCCGGGGUCCCCACCC